GUGACAAUUUUCUCCACCCUUUGUCCCUAGAAAGGGAUUUCAAUAGUCACAAGUAAGAAUAGUCAAAACCCCGUUGACAAACACUUCCUUUAGUGUUUCUCAGGAGAAGCCAUUUCCCUAAUCAGAAAAGACUGAAACUUCGUUUGCUAUGCAAUACUCCUUCGAUUUCAAUGGCUUCAACGCUCCAAAAGCUCCUCAGAAAACAACCAGCCACAAGAAUCAUAGCUGCUUUACAUAACCCAGAAGCCCCAAAUCCCACAGCGCCUCUUAUUUUCCACCAAACCCAUCUCACCGAACCCAAGUCAUUAAGCCCUUUUCUGGGUUCACCAAAAGCAGAGAACUUGACCCAUUUCCAGUUUUCGCAGAUUUACCCAAGUUUCCCAUUUGGGUUUUGUCUAAACCGGAUUUGCUCAACUGGGUCGGUCCCAUCAGAGGCUGAGGAAGCGGCUUUGGAUGAUUCCAGAACGGUGUGGGCAGAUAGUGUGAAGAAGAAGAGGAAGAAGAAGAUGAACAAGCACAAGUACCAGAAGCUGAGGAGGCGCCUCAGGAGGCAGACUUAGGGAUGGCUUUCAUAGGUGAGAGUUGAUGAUGUUUUGGGGACUAUCAGAUUUGCUGAUUUUGUUUAAUCUGAAAUUUGUAGUUUUUGAUAUAAAAAAGUUCACACCUUUAUUAUUCUUAAGUAGCAAAGAUGGUGGAAGAGAUUGUUUAAAGCCUAAUUGGGGUUGUUUUGUAAUGUUACUUUUUCCUUUUGGUAAUAAGAAGAAUUUUUGGAGUUCACUUUGCAGUUAA
Quercus lobata is the source of this 789-nucleotide messenger RNA. RefSeq lists its product as uncharacterized. The transcript has a single exon. NCBI's taxonomy places the organism in Eukaryota, Viridiplantae, Streptophyta, Magnoliopsida, Fagales, Fagaceae. The record is from RefSeq and is a predicted model, not a curated record. The coding region runs from base 171 to 560 and encodes 129 amino acids.